UCCUUUCCUCGAGUUCAUCGGUCGCAUUUGCGUAAACACACUUAUCUUUAUAAAUUCAAGAUUGUGAUACCAGAAAUAGUCCAGAUAAAACAGCAUCGUAUGGCGUUUACAGAUAAUCAGUGAACCGCGUAGUGAUAUACGUGAAAGUUACAGUGAAUUUAGUGCGUAGCACGAAAGAUGACGGAACAAGCGAAGUUCGAGGGGAACUCUGACCCUAGUUUGUCGAAUGCAGCCCUGACGCCUGGGGGAGAUGUGCCCGCCUUCAGAAAUCCGAUCCCAUCUACCUCAUUUGCAAAUAGUACUUUAGGAACCCCAGUUUUACCACCUAGGCCUGACUUGGCUGUACAACCUUCUUAUUCUAUGACCCCUGGGUAUUCUUACGGGGGGAUGAAUUCGUACGGUAUGGGUGGUAUGGGGAUGGGAGGGAUGGGAUACAGUAAUUAUGGAUAUGGGGGUUUUGGAGGUGGCUAUGGGAUGGGGGGUAUGGGAGGUAUGGGUGGUAUGUCACCUUAUGGGGGAUACAACAGAUAUGGACCAAUGUAUGGCGAUAUUGAGAACAGAUUCAUCCAAAUGGCAGAAGAAAGCUCUCGGCCUGCCUUUGAUUCAAUACAAAGUCUAGUCAAUGCAGUCGGCAGUGUUGCCAUGAUGCUUGAAAACACAUUUUUUGCUCUCACCAGCUCGUUCAGAGCUAUAUUAGGUGUAGCAGAGAACUUUGGUCGCCUAAGAUCGCUGUUCGCGCAGUUCUGGUCGACGUUCGCCGUGGUGCGAUCUCUGAACUGGCUCGUACGGAAACUGAUGGUCAUGCUUGGGAUUAGGACUGAGAACGAGUUCAAGGCAUGGGCCGAAGCAGUGGCGGCUACGCAAACCGGCACAGGCACGCCCGAGCAACGUGCCAAGGGGGCUAGCUGGCCUAUUCUCCUAUUCUUCGGAGUGGUUGCUGCAGCGCCAUACAUAGUGCUGAGAAUGAUGAGUGGGCUCACCACAAGCGUGAAUGAGAGACUAAAUGACCCAACAUCCUGGCAGAACCCGCUUCGUUCCGUGGCCCAAUACGAAUUCCAAGCCACUACACCCCAGGAGCUUAGCUUCCGGAGCGGCCAGGUCAUCCUCCUCGCACCACAAUAUCUUCAGGGCCAGCUGUGGAACAGUGGCUGGCUCAUGGGUAGCACGGACAGACAGACAGCUGGGCUAGUACCGGUGAAUUAUAUCAAAGUUAUCAAGCCGGAGGAAAAAGAUGAGAAAUGUAUGGAGGAGAUGGAUAAGCAUUUUAAGCAGGAGUUGUGAUGUUACUGAUUUUUUGACUCAAAUGAGUAUUUAGAUAUUUGUUUGAGAUGCAAUAUAAUGACUAUGGCGUCUGGUAAAUUUCACCAUAUAUACUAACGCCAUCUAGCGAAACUCUUUUUCAAAUGUCCACAACUUUGCAGAGAUAAGCAGUCUAUUAUCUUUGGUAUUAGCGUAAAUUUAAAUAACAUAUUGUAAAUCUGAAACACUUUUCGAUUAUUAUUGUUUGUAUGACGUCAUUAUUUAUCCGGGAAAACUGUAAGUGUCGUUUUAUUCCCUGUUAAUUAAAAACAAACUUCGGUCCCCUUCAUAAUAUACAAGAGUUUUCGUCUGUGGUAAAUGAGUAGAGUUAGACCAAGAAAAUUCUGCAGCGAUUUUGAUAGCCCACGCG
Molecule: messenger RNA, 1669 nt
Organism: Cydia splendana
Lineage: Eukaryota; Metazoa; Arthropoda; Insecta; Lepidoptera; Tortricidae
Gene: Pex13
Product: peroxisomal membrane protein PEX13
Exons: 5
Coding region: 178-1281 (367 amino acids)
Biological process (GO): protein import into peroxisome matrix, docking
Cellular component (GO): peroxisome; peroxisomal membrane; peroxisomal importomer complex
Molecular function (GO): protein binding
Source: RefSeq, a predicted model, not a curated record